Brettanomyces nanus is the source of this 3855-nucleotide messenger RNA. RefSeq lists its product as uncharacterized. Gene Ontology annotation, biological process: nuclear pore organization; protein import into nucleus. Gene Ontology annotation, cellular component: nuclear pore transmembrane ring. Gene Ontology annotation, molecular function: structural constituent of nuclear pore. The coding region runs from base 1 to 3855 and encodes 1284 amino acids. The transcript has a single exon. Lineage: Eukaryota; Fungi; Ascomycota; Pichiomycetes; Pichiales; Pichiaceae. The record is from RefSeq and is a predicted model, not a curated record.
AUGGGGAAAGAUUCAAAGACACAUUUCAAGGAGCACAGCCAACACUUACCGUCGACAUCUCUUAUCCCCGAGACAGUUCUAGAUGCUGCAUCGCAGAGAGUCUUUAUAGUGUCACUAUUCGUGCUUGUACAGGCAUGGAAAGCAUAUGAUCUAUACGUUUUACGUGACGACCACUUACGUAAACUUCUGUAUACCAGUUAUAGAUUCAACUUCCUGUCUCCAGAAGUCUCCUUUGUUUUCAAAUAUCUCUUUCUAGAUGGUUUUAUAGUAUGGCUCAAUUGCAUCCUUAGAAUCCCCAAGUUGAGUCUUCGACCAAUUGCCUCAAUGCUCAUUCUUGUGGUGAUCUACACCAUCGAUUUUUCCCUCACUCUCGAUCUCAAACUUUCAUUUGUUGGGGUCGCAUUUCCAUCUCUAUGGAAGGAACUAUUCCCGGAUAGAGAGCUUACCAUCAUGGAGCAAUAUGUUGAUAGAGAUGAGUUGGCAGACCAAUCUCUUCACUUUAAGGGACAUAAGACCAUCCGAUUCGCUCCUGAUUCCUCAAUUAAGCUCAAUCCUCUUGACGAUACUUUCUGCUUAUCUUCUAUAUAUGGCCGGCCUAUUCAGAUCCCAAUCUCAUACGAGUCUUCUAAUGGCUUGGAGUCUUUGCAAUUGAGGUACCUCGAUUUCAAUAAUGGUGCUACUCUUUUGAACUUCACCAAACGGGAAUUGAACGGGAUUUAUUCCAAAAAACGUUCCACGGUAGACUACGAUCCAGCUGCAUCCAACUCUCAAGUGUUACGCAUUCCAGUGUCGAAACCCGGUUCGUAUUCUAUACAGUUGGCUUUGGAUACCAAAGGUAAAACUAUAAGGUCUCACAAAUCUACUGUGAUGAUACCUAUCUGUCCCGAGGCUUCAUUUGGCCCUACGGAUUUAUCAGAUAAGUGUGUUGGCGAUGAAGUUGGAGAUAUUACCAUCAAUGUUCUAGGCGUGCCACCAUUUACUCUUUAUCAUGAAGAAGAAAUUAAUGGCGUGCGUUCUCAUUUGCCCAAGGCAGUGUUAGUUCCAGAAGAUGAAGACUUUUAUUCACCUCUACUCUCCAAAGAACUAUACACUGGUCAGGGAAAGAAAAACACCCAUGCACGUUACAGUUCCUCGGAUCUGAAGGACAUUUCCUGGGCCAGAAGCCGCAGUAUUGAAGUUCCUAUCGGUAAGAAACGUAUAGAAAAGGCGGGCGAAUACGUGUAUACAGUAAACAGAAUUAUUGAUGGCUUUGGAAACGUUGCUGAAUACACUCCAGGUACUUCAAAUCAGGAGAAUACCUUGAUUCUCCUUAAAGCACAUCCGAAACCGCUAAUUAGCCUUGUUGAUGUCCGUCCUGAAACUCCAAUAUUGUUGGGCAGGGAUAAACAUAUUGAUAUCCGCCUUUCGCAAGUAGAUAAUGUCGAAUCUGAAGCUCCUUAUACCGUCGUUUUCAAGUUUACGCCAGAACAAAAGAACUUGGAAGAGCGGAUAUUUACCAAGUCAUUUGAUUUCCGUACUCCAGCACGUAUUUUUACUGAUAUUCCGGGUACUUACUCAAUCGAGACGGCCUUCUCUCGCUAUUGCUCAUGCAAAAUUGGAUCAUAUGCGGUAAAUAUUCGCCAAGCAAAACUUCCAAUGAUCAAUGUGACCAUGGAUCCUAUUGUGGAUAAUUGUGUUGGUACCACUGGGUUUAAGUUCAACUUGGAAUUUAUUGGUAGUGCUCCAUUCGAGGUUGGAUACAAGAUUUCACGCCUUGACCCAAAGGAUAGUACUAAAGUACUCUCUACAGAAAGAGUUAGCUUUUUAAGAUCCGAAUCUACGGUACUAGAAUACGAGUUCAAUCCACCAUCUGAGGGCAGCUAUGCAAUAGAAUUUGUAUCCCUGAACGAUAAGUUUUACAAGAAUCAGAUCCGGUUCGACAAACAUGAAUACAGGUAUAUCACUUAUUUCAGACAGAGGCCUAGAGCAUACUUUGACAAGAAUUUCAAAGUGCGGAAGGUCAAUACUUGCAACGGUGGUACGGCCAAUAUAAGCCUUGUUCUCGAGGGUAAGGCUCCAUUCAACGUAGCAUACAAUCUCAUGUCUCCAGACUAUAAGGUGGAUACUUUCACUCUUAAGGAUGUGUCAGAAUCCGUAGUGAACAUUCACACCCCAAAACUUACCCUUGGAGGAGAGUAUGUUCUCUCUCUUAAGAACGUGACCGACUCGUCAAGUUGCGAUGUUGAUUUCAAAGGUCAAGAGAUUCACAUAAAUGUAAGAGGUGACGUUCCUCAACUUUGCUUUGCCUCUAGCGAAGACUACACACUAGUUCAAGGCAAGAAACUAUCCAUUCCACUCAAAGGGGAGUCCGACGAACGUAUCGAUUUGGUGUACAGUUACGAAUCUUACGACCAUCAAAAGAGAGAGUUGAGGACAAGUUUUGAUCCCACGGAGGGACUUUCUGUUUCACAAGAAGGUGCAUACUCACUCAUUUCGUUUACCCAAGGUGGAUGUCCAGGCAAAAUAUCGGAUAACACGCCAAUCAAUGUGCAUUAUUUGGCGAAACCAACUCUUCAACUACUUAGUGGUCCAGAACUCAAAAGUCCUGCCAGCGAUUCUUCCGCGUUCACUAUGAACUCUAUUUGCGAAGACGGAUCAGGAUCAAUCAACUUUAAGGCAUCUGGAGUGGCACCAUUUGUCAUCCGAUACUCCAUAAAGUAUCCGGAUGGAUUGGUGGAAGAGAAGGUUCAACAAUUGCCAGGCUCAAAUUUUGCUAUCCAGCUGAAAACUACAAGAAGUGGAAGGUACGAGUACACUGCGAAAGGUAUCUAUGAUUCCAUAUACACCACUACCAUUUUGGAUCAAUUGGAAAGACAGAACUUGUAUAGAUUCAAGCCAAUUGAGGUAUUUAACACAGUGAACCAAUUACCAUUGGCCCACAUCAUCAACAAAGAAGAUAGUUUUCAAACUUGCGUCUCUUCUCUUCAUAAUCCCGAGCAGCUCGUUCCGUUAAAGCUAUCUCUUUCAGGAAAACUUCCUAUCGAUGUCAAGCUACUUGUGAUGCGCGACCAAGACGGACCCUCAGAGGUUGUCAAACUUGAGCAUUUGGAGACCAGAGAUGUCAAUGUGUAUGCAAUGUAUGAGAAUAUGGGAAUAGGUACGUUUUUUGUUUCUGUUGCAGAGGUGAAAGAUGCAAACGGAUGUAUGUCUAGAGACAUUGAUUCCGCUAAUGAGGUGACCGUCCUGGUGAACGACGUUCCAAAGAUUCGGCACCUCAUUGAGGAGUCAUCUGUCAUUUCAGAGCAUGGACAGAUGAAGUUAGAAAAGCUAGACUCUGAUGGUGCACCUGAUAUCAACUUCUACUGUGUGGGAGAUUACAUCACAUAUAUGUUAAAUGGUGUGCCUCCAUUCACUGUUUACUACGAGUUUAACGGUAAAAAACAGGAAGUUAAGGUGAACUCGAAUUACUUCAAGCGUAGGGCACCAAGUGCGGGCGAAAUGAACAUUCUUGCUGUUUCGGACUCUUCCUCGAAGAACUGCAUGGUGAAUUUUGCAUCAGAAAAGGGGGAGAAAAGACCAGAUUUGAAAGCAAAGAUCUUUAAUUUGCCAUCUGUUGAGAUUGUACAGGGUGAGUCAGAUGAAGAGGAUAUUUAUGAAGGGGAGCAAACAGAUAUCACGUUCAAACUUACUGGUCAGGCUCCAUUCAAGCUAACGUACAUUCGUACCGACCUUUCAGAACAGAAUAAGAUAGUGGAGACGGAAGUGGUGGACAACAUUGUGGGUAACGAGUACAAGAUCACCACCAAUCUAGAAGGCACCUAUGAAGCUAUUGAGAUUCAAGACGCCUAUUGCGCUGCAAGAAAUCACAGAGUGUGA